CCAUUUUCAAAAUGUGACAUAUAAAUCAAAAUUCCAAUACACAAAUAGACCAAUAAAAAUUCAGAAACCUUAUUUGACACUAUUGACAUUGACAGAUGAUUAACGUUUGACAGUGACAGUAAGAAAGAGAUUAUGGUGUGAUAAUUAAAGUCAAAGUUCAUUAGUUUAUAAAUAAUAUCGAGUUUUAAACAAAUCAACAUAGUAAAAAAAUCGCGCUGGAGUCAUGAUAUUAGUUUACAUCGAGUAUUAAUGGAUGAUGAAUACCACAGAAAUCGCUAGUCACACAGGAGGCUUACAUUGUUCCAAAGAUGCCUUAACUGAUGUAUUCGGAUGGUUCUUACAAGUACUUUUAGCCUCUUUAGCAUUCACGUGCCUAAUUGCAAAACGCUUCUGCGAGCCAAGAGGCGAGAGAAGAUCAUGGUUGAUUUGGUUUUAUGAUACAUCGAAACAAGGGAUGGGGGCCAUAGCUAUUCACCUAGCUAACGUAUGGCUAUCUGGGCAGUAUAAAGGAGAUCCUUGCACUUGGUACUUGAUAAAUUUUCUGUUGGAUUCCUCAUUAGGCCUGUUAAUAAUAUUUAUUGGAAUAAGGCUUUGUCAGUACUUAGCUAGGACUAAAGGCUGGGAAAACAUUAAUUUUGGAGAAUACGGUAAACCACCCUCUGCUAACGCUUGGAUGACGCAAUGUUGCCUUUAUGUUUGUCUUAUGAUAAUUGUGAAAGUGUCCAUAACACUGUUCAUGCAUUUGAAUUUUUGGGAGAACGUAAAAGAUUUCAUUUUGUCGCCGAUACCCAACCAGAAAGUCGAAGUGGCUUUCGUAAUGUUAAUUAUACCGUUUUUUGUAAAUAUGUUAAUGUUCUGGGUGACCGAUAAUUUCCUCAUGUACAAAGAUCCGGCGAAAAGGCGAAGAUAUAGUAGUUCAAGCGAUGGAUUCUUCCGUAAAAUUCAUGUCAAAUACAGAUCUUUGGCUCGAAAGAGGCAACGAGAAUCGGAGAGUGAUGUUUUAUUGUCUGCUGAUGAUGAACUGUUGGAUAGCGAAACUGUUCCCAUUGCCAGGGCUGUAGUCACUUAACAUCUAGGGUUAAUUAUUCUGCAACAUUCCAAAACUUGUACCAAAUUUGAAAAUAGAAUUUAGAAACGUUUUGUGGAAUUGUGAUUUUUAAAAGUUACCAAAUGCUACUUGUAAUAUUAGCGCUACUAUGAACAAUCAUUUGCAACCAAACUCACAAUCCUACAAAUCCUAGUCGUUAAUAAGUUAAUUAUUCCUUAUGUCAUGAAAGAAACGUAAAUCGACAAUUUUGAGUCAUUUUUAGAAUCCCAAUUAUUUUAAAUUUCAUAAAUUCGAGUAGAAAUAACAUUAUUCGGCAAAAACAAGGGAUUCUCUCUAAUAAUUCAUGGCCUGUUAAUUCUAUAAUAUUUACAUUUGAAAUCAUAAUGAAUUUUAGGUUUAUGUAUAAUGCAACGAAGAUGAUAAUAUUUGGCAAUCGAACAAAUGUUUUAAUUUCCAAAUAAUAGAAUAAAAGUGAGCCUAACAUAAUAAGUAAAUGUCCGUUAGAUUUGAACAUUAUUCUUUUUUGAUUUAAGGUUAUCAAAGAACAAUGUUAUCUUCUAUUGUAGAUUUUUUUAAUUUAAUUCCCUCAGAGGUGUGUAAAUUGUGAUAUUUAACAUUUAAGUCAACGACAAUUGAGAUUACGAGUUACAUAUUUUUUCAUAGUUCUAAUGGACUGAUUUUUUUAUAUUGAACUGCUUUAAUUGGUGCCUUAUCGAUUAUUAUGGUUUAGUUAUUUGAAGCAAAAAAUUUAAAUUAUUUAGCAUAAAAUAUUAAUAAUUUAUUCAUGCAAUUAUAAAAGAACAAAGGUCUUUGUACUCUUCAUAAUUCCAACUUUCACUUGAAAGGAAAGCAACUUACGCAGUUUUUUAUAUCAGAUGCCUCGUUAAAUCAGUAAUUUCUGCAAAUGAGAAUUAAAUAAAUUUUAUUUUAAGCGAAAUUUGUUACUUAAAUCUAGCGAAAUCAUCCGCCCUGUUUAUAAGAAGUUGCGUAUGGUUUAAAACAAGUUUACUAUUAAAAAAUAAUACUUAAUAGUUCAUUUUAAAUUGUAACAAUUAUUCAAACAUAUAUGGCAUUUGUUUUUUUACCACAUUGUAAAACAUCGCGUACAUAAUGACCUUAACAUUGAAGGUUUCGUGCCAAUAUUUUCCGUUUAUUUUUAUGCUUUUCUGUAGUUAUUUGUGAUAAAAAUAUAAAUGAUACUUAGGAUUGUUAAGUCAUGUAGUUAAUAUUAACAAACAUAUCAAAAAUUAAAAAAAAAAUCUCAUGAAUGUCUAUGUUGAGCAUUUAAUUUGAGCAUUUUUUGUGAAAAUUUAUUAAAGUUGCUGAAUUUAUAGCCUGCAUUAUUUAUACUAUCAUAACAUUUUAAUAUAGUAUCAUAACAUCAGGUUAUAGAAAAUAACCUGUUAUUGAAAAUACCGGUUGAAUCACAAUUGCUUAUAUUAAAAUUACUAAAUUUUCAAAUUUUCAGAUUUAAACAAUGUUAUUUUUAAUCAAAUAAAGUCAUAUUUAUACUAUUUCAUUGAUUUGGAAACG
Phyllotreta striolata is the source of this 2581-nucleotide messenger RNA. The record is from the annotation of a GenBank genome assembly. NCBI's taxonomy places the organism in Eukaryota, Metazoa, Arthropoda, Insecta, Coleoptera, Chrysomelidae.